UUAAAAAAAAAUGUUACAGUGAAAAUGUCACGGGAUAUUGAAGUUUUUAAAUUAUGUUUACAAACAUUUAUUUUUCAGAUUUUUACUAAAUUUUAGUAUUAGAUAAUACGACGUAAUUGCUUUGAAGUAGGUUCUUACUUGUCACCACUAUACUACCACCACUAAAUAAAUAGUGAUAGAUAGUUUUCAGCGAGUACUCUGAGUUAUCAGUCGGCGGCAUAUAUUACAGUUUAUAAAAAUAUUUGUAUAAAUAUAAAAAAUAUGAACAAUAUAACAGGUAAAAGGAUUACAUAUAAGCGUACACGACCAAAUCCCCUGUUUCAACAUUGGCUUGAAGAACUGUAUGAAGAAGCAAAAGAAAAGAAAAGCAAAUUAGAACCUAUGCUAAAGGAAGCUUUAGACUCAAUAUCAAAGUACCCUUUGCCGCUGCAAACUGGAGCAGAAUGUGCUAUUCUAAAAGGUUUCGAAAAAAAGCUGUGUAUAUUUUUAGAUAGACGAUUAGCAGUUUAUCUGAGUAAUAAUAGCGAAAACGCGGAAAGUGCGCCAGGAAGAAUACAAAGUAAUCAGUCUAAGCAUAGUUCUGUAUUUAUCAAUAAAAAUCAACCACUGAAUAGUCACAUACAAAAUAAAAUUCCAAUAUGUUUACAAGUAAAUUCUAUCAAAAAAGGAAAUUGUUCUUCAACUGAUUUGUUGUCAAAUAAAGUAUCAAGCAAUUUAUUAGCACCCACAAAUGCAUUAAAAAAGUGUAAACAAAAGGUGUAUAAACCAGCUUACAGAUCAGGAGGUUAUGCUAUUUUGUUAGCAUUAUUAGAAAAUAGUCAAGAAAAUCCUGAGAAACCAUCACUAACAAAGGAGAUGCUAAUUGAUAAGGCCCAAAAAUAUAGUGAAGAAUCAUUUAUUAGACCAAAGCCAGACACAUUUUACACAGCUUGGACGAACAUUAGGAGAUUGGUUAGUAAGGGUUAUGUGUUGAAAAGUACGAAUAAAAAAAUGGAGUACAUGUUAACUAAGGAGGGAAUUUCUUUAGCUGAAGAGUUAUUGAAGGAUUCAGUAGACAAGCCUACAGUGAAUGAUAUAAUUUUUAAUGAUAUGGUCACUAGUUCUAAUACUGAUAUUGAAUCUAGGAUCAUAGAUCUAGAUACAGUUGAUGAACCAUCCUUAACUAAUUGUCAGUCAAGUCAAGGACUAUUGAAUAAUAAAUCCCCAGACAAUAACACAGAUGUAAAUGACACUGUGUAUAUUGAGAUGCUACCAGGAACUUUUGAUAUUAUAUUGUUAAUUGAUAAAAAUGAAACUGGAGGGGUGACAAAGAAAAAUGAUCCUACAGUGGCCCAGUUUAAUAAAUAUCCAGAUCUUAAACAUGAAUAUAGAAGUUUGAAAGUAGGUGACUUUACAUGGAUAGCCAGGAGUAACAUUAAUAAAGAACAUGAACUUGUGCUUCCAUAUGUCAUAGAACGGAAAAGAAUGGAUGAUCUGGGAGCAAGUAUAAAGGAUGGAAGGUUCCAUGAACAGAAAUUUAGAUUAAGAAAAUGUGGCAUAAAGAAUGUAGUUUAUAUGGUGGAGAAUUAUGGCAAAAACAAACAUGUAGGUCUACCAAUACACUCUUUGAUGCAGGCUUUGUCAAACACAAGGGUGCAGGAUGAUUUCAAAGUUCACAUUACUGAUUCAUUAAGCAAUUCAGCUAGAUUCUUAGCUAUGAUGACUAAAAGAUUGACUAUAGAGUAUAAGAAUAAACAUUUAAAAGGAAGCAGCAAUGAACCUUCAAAUGAAAAUCUGAUGACAUAUCAAUAUUUCAAUGUCACCUCAUCAAAAACAAAACCACUUACUGUAAAAGAAACGUUUAUAAAGUUACUAUUACAGUUAAAAGGGAUUUCUGUGGAGAAAGCAAUAGCUAUAACUAAUGUUUAUAGUACACCUGCAUUACUGAUGAAGACCUAUCAGAAUUAUGAAGAGAAGGAGGCAGAAAUUUUACUUGCCGAUUUGAAAUAUGGUGAUCAAGGUCGAAAAGUGGGACCUGUAGUGAGCAAGUCUAUUUAUCAAUUGUUUUCUGACAAAUUUACAUUAUAGUAAUUAUGGGUGAUAGUAUUAUUUGAUCUGUAAUAUUAGUGUCUAUUUAGAUCAUGAUGUAUAUAUAUACUACAUAUUGUAGACUGCCAAUGAAAUCACAAAAACAAGACAAGGAAAUGGUUACACUAGUAGCAUGUUUUAUGAAUGUGUACACUACAUAUUCUGAAUUUGUAUGGCAUUAAAGUUGCAAAAAUAGUAAAAAUUAACGUCAUAAUCAUCAUCAUAUCAGCUAAUAUCUGUCCACUGCUGAACAUAGUCCUUCCCCAUUGAUUACCAAGGAAUGGUUCUGGGCCAAAUAUUGAGUGAAGACUAAGUGGUACCUUUAGAGCAUUGGUUUCGGCAUGAUAUAAAAAGUGCAGGUGAAGUUCCGUUCACUUCAAAAAUUUUUUAUCAUUCAAUAAUUUGAGAAAUAUGUUUUUCAUGUUUUAAUAAUAUUCCUAUAUUAUGUUUGAUAAUAGACAAUUAAUGCUGUAUAUUAUUUAAUGUUAUAUAUAAGUAACAAGUAUAAUAAUUAUAUUGGUUUGU
Messenger RNA from Galleria mellonella (greater wax moth), 2592 nucleotides. It is a transcript of the gene mus81, whose product is annotated as crossover junction endonuclease MUS81. The transcript has 3 exons. Gene Ontology annotation, molecular function: 3'-flap endonuclease activity; DNA binding; crossover junction DNA endonuclease activity. Bases 262 to 2067 code for a protein of 601 amino acids. Lineage: Eukaryota; Metazoa; Arthropoda; Insecta; Lepidoptera; Pyralidae. Gene Ontology annotation, biological process: mitotic intra-S DNA damage checkpoint signaling; DNA catabolic process; resolution of meiotic recombination intermediates. Gene Ontology annotation, cellular component: nucleus; Holliday junction resolvase complex. The record is from RefSeq and is a predicted model, not a curated record.